This is a messenger RNA of Ananas comosus (pineapple), 1756 nucleotides long. Its product is annotated as coiled-coil domain-containing protein 94. Gene Ontology annotation, cellular component: U2-type catalytic step 1 spliceosome. The transcript is spliced from 9 exons. The record is from RefSeq and is a predicted model, not a curated record. Lineage: Eukaryota; Viridiplantae; Streptophyta; Magnoliopsida; Poales; Bromeliaceae. Gene Ontology annotation, biological process: mRNA splicing, via spliceosome. The coding region runs from base 279 to 1313 and encodes 344 amino acids.
CGAGUCUCUUCGUCUUCGUCUUCGUCUUCUUCCUCCUCCCUUUUACUACUACGCCUACUUCGUCGUCGCGAAUUAGGGUUAGGGUUCUGCUUCCCAAGCACAACCUCCUUUCCCUAUCUCAAUCACCUCGCCAACUAGGGUUUCGAGGCAAGCGGGAGUGGGAAGAAGAAGAAGUAGACGACCUUAUAAUUCUGAUUCGAAACCCUAGAUCGCAAGCACCUCGCCAAUUAGGGUUUUGGAGGUGAUCACGCGGCGAGAGGAAGGAGAAGAAGGGAGGGAUGGGAGAGCGGAAGGUGCUGAACAAGUACUACCCACCGGAUUUCGAUCCGGCGAAGAUCCCACGGCGGCGGCAACCGAGGAACCAGCAGAUCAAGGUGCGGAUGAUGCUCCCCAUGAGCAUCCGAUGCAACACCUGCGGCACCUACAUCUACAAGGGCACCAAGUUCAACUCCCGCAAGGAGGACGUUGUCGGCGAGACGUACCUGGGGAUUCAACUCUUUCGGUUCUACUUCAAGUGCACCAAAUGUUCGGCAGAAAUUGCUUUCAAGACGGACCCACAGAACUCGGACUACACAGUAGAGUCAGGGGCAUCUCGUAAUUUUGAGCCUUGGCGUAAUGAAGAGGAGGCACUACAAAAUGACAAGAGGAAAAGAGAGGCAGAAGAGAUGGGGGAUGCAAUGAAGUCAUUGGAGAAUAGGGCUCUUGAUUCAAAGCAGGACAUGGAUAUACUCGCUGCUCUCGAAGAGAUGAGAUCAAUGAAGUCCAGGCAUGCAACUGUGAGCUUUGAAGACAUGCUGGAGACCUUGAAACGUUCGGCUUAUGAGAAGGAGCAAAAAGACAUGGAAGAGUUAGAUGAGGCAGAUGAAGCACUAAUUAGAUCAAUUGCUUUCCAUGGUUCAAAAGAUUAUGUCCGGCGAUUGAGUGAUGAUGACGAUGACGAAGUUGAUCCAGAAAUAGGCCAACCUUCUUCAAGUGAACCAUUGGAUAGCAAUAAGAAGGGGAAAAGUUCCUUACAACUCCAAAGUACAAUUGCAAAUCCAACAGAUGCCUUGACAAAAGCAAGCAUCUCUGACAGCUCAAAAAAUAAAGGGACUAGAAGUGGCACAUCAGUUUUAAUGCCAAAAUUCAUAUUGAAACCAAAGCCUACAAAGGAUGAACCUUCUUCUAAGAAGCCUCGGUCUGAACCCGCAGCGAUGGACCAAUCAGGAGACACAGGAGGAGAAGGUGAAAACAAACUGAUUGAAAGCAACAGUAAUACAGCGAAUGGCCUUCAAUCUCUUUGUCAAAAUUACGACAGCGAUGAGAGCGACUGAUUCUGCGAUAUACCAUUACUUGCUGUUAUCUUUUACUGGGAAUUGAGACCUCUGGCCAUGUACAAUGAAGAGGCAACCUCUCUAGGUUUCAGUCGGACUUCGAGAAAUAAUGACAAGAGUUGUUUCUAUUUCUCUCUUUGGCCGAAAAUAUUAGGGCAUUAGUAUGCCUUGUUUCAGGCCUCAGAAGUUAUUCCCUGUACACACUGUAAAUGUUGACAGUGCCAGAUAAGAUACUGGUGAAAUGGGAGAAAGGUGUGUAAUGUCAAAUGUGGGCCAUCACCAAUGUUUAGAUGUUGUGCUACAUUAAGCUUGAAGCUUGUUUUUAAGGAAUUUGUUUAGCCAGAGCAAUUCCUUGCCUCUGUCUAAAAAUUGAAUUGAGCUUAAAAUGUACCGGUGCAUCUUAAGUUUAGUACAACGAAUUUUUGGUGCAGAUUUGUUCUUAA